This is a messenger RNA of Phaedon cochleariae (mustard beetle), 1020 nucleotides long. NCBI's taxonomy places the organism in Eukaryota, Metazoa, Arthropoda, Insecta, Coleoptera, Chrysomelidae. The record is from the annotation of a GenBank genome assembly.
AUGAUCCUCUCGCCGACCAACAUCGAGCUGACGAAAAUCCACUACUAUGACGAGAAAAUCCGCCGUCAGCAGGAAAACCUGAAAUUUUCCUCGAGAGAACACACGCAGAACGAAUUCAACAAGAAUGUCAUCAUAAAGAGGAACGUGUUCGGGAGACGGUGGGUGCUCAAAAUCAACGAAACCGAUCGGCAGGACGAAAAGGAGAAGAAGACCAAAGUGGUGGUGUACGUUUUGGUUUUUUGCUCCAUCAUCGUAGCCGUGGGUUUCGGGAUUUUUCUGUCUUUCGAUAAACGCCUCUUUCAAAAUUCACAUGAAAUUGAGAACAAUGAUGUUCCUAACAAUUCAGAAAAUAUUGCGAAUAUCACAGAGGAGAAUUUCAACUCUAGUUUCCAAGAUUCAGCCGAAGAUAUGUCAGAAAGUGAAUUCAACGAAACAUCGAAAGAGACAAAAAACACCGCAAAAAACACUUUUUGCACUGCCUGUAUUCGCGACCAAGAAAUAUGCCUGAAAGUCCACGAAACUGGAAAACCCGAAUGCGUAAAAGCCGAGGACUUGAACGAUCCGACAGGUUGCGGAGGACUCUGUCAAAUCGGUACUCACUACUGUCAAAUUCUCGAUCGAAAUUCCAGCGUCUAUCAAUGUUCGAUUCUGAAGACCACCCUCGCAUGUUCCAACGGAACAUUCAGCUGUGGGAACAUGUGCGUUUUAGGGAGUAGCAGGUGCGACGGUAUUUUGGACUGCUCUGAUGGGUCCGAUGAGAAAAAUUGCGAUUGUGAUUUGAAAACCCAUUUUCACUGUGGAAACUCAACAUCCUGUUUGGAACUAUCGAGGAAAUGUGACCAAAAUCUUGAUUGCUGGGACAAAUCAGAUGAAGUGGAUUGUGUCAAAGGUUUGAAAUGUCCCGAAGAUGAAUUUCCCUGCGUCGACAGCCAUUGCAUACCGAAAGAAAAUUUUUGCGAUGGGAAUUUUGAUUGUCCUGAUAGAUCAGAUGAACCAGUAGGGUGCCAAGUUAUACAUUGA